Molecule: messenger RNA, 213 nt
Organism: Paracoccidioides lutzii Pb01
Exons: 2
Coding region: 1-213 (70 amino acids)
Source: RefSeq, a predicted model, not a curated record
AUGCAGCGUCCUGGGAAGAGCAGUCUGAGUCGAGAGGAUCUCAAUGGCAGGGUUCUAGAGCGGACAAUCAAGGUAAAGAGCUCCGACCCAAGCUUCCCCUCACGUGGCUUACACUAUUGGGAGUCGGGCCAGAAGCGCAGACGAAAGACACUGACAGCAUGCAAUGUGUACGGCGAGCAACAAGAUCUUGUUGAUCACCAGUCCGAGACCUAG